AGUUCCCCUCUGCCUUUGAGCGAGUCCCUCAGUGUGGGGACAGUUCUGUCUUGGCUAUGGAGGUCUCAGCAGCCUGACCUACAUUCAAACAAUGAUAUGAGAUUCCAGAAGCUGCGGAACCUAAUAUUAACACCUCAUCAUUCCCAUUGGACUUUUUCCGUACUCGUCCCCGUAGACUAUGUCCCAGUAUUCCCAUAACUAUCUACUAGUUCCUAUCCCUGAAUACCCUCUCUUGGACUGUGAUGCUAACAGGAACAUCAAGAUUGUGGUUCUGGGUGGCAGUGGUGUGGGAAAAACAGCUCUGGUCGUAAGAUUUCUUACAAAGAGAUUUAUUGGAGACUAUGAAGCAAACACUGGUGCAUUAUACUCAAGAAAAGUGACAAUCGAUGGGGAACAAAUUUCACUUCAAGUGCAGGACACACCCUAUGUUUCAAUGGAGGAAGACUCAGACAGUAUUUGCUGCCAGGAGCAAAUCAAUCGAUCCAUUUACUGGGCAGAUGGCUUCGUUCUUGUGUUUUCAAUCACAGACUACAAUAGUUACCGAGUGAUUAGACCUCUGUACCAGCACUUACGAAAAAUUCACCCAAACACCAAAAUCCCACUUCUUCUGGUAGGAAAUAAAGCUGAUCUCUUGAGGGCCCGGCAGGUGGAAUCUGAUGAGGGGCUCCAGCUAGCCAAUGAACUGACUGGCACAUAUGCUGAAGUAUCUGCCAGAGAAAAUUAUGAAGGGGUAUAUGGAGCAUUCUACCAGCUUUGUCAAGAGGUUGGCAAGAUGAUUUUCAGUUGUAAUGGAGAAAAACGAAGAGGACUCCAUCUUGUCCGGCCUAGGUCUCCCAACAUGCAAGACCUGAAAAGACGUUUUAAGCAAGUGUUAUCCUCUAAAGUCAAGUCUACCACAACCCUCUGACCAAGACUGCACGAGUAACAGGAACUGUCACAUUUCAGAUGUAUUCAUCAAAUCAACUUCCUCAUCAAAAUGUAUCUCCAGAAAUUGCACUGGAACAGUUUGUGUUCCUUUGUGCGCCAACAUUGCUAGUAUUUGUGGAAUGUGAAACCUCAACAUAUUAUGCAGCUGUAUUUAACACGUACCUGUUACAUAUACACAGAUGAAAGAAGAGGGAAGAAGGACUUCUCCGGGUGUUGAUGGCAUAAAUCAAUCCAAUGGUUGUUCAAUAUUUAUUUGCAGUGUAACAUAUCUGAGGAAGUCUAAAGCCUAAGGAAGGGACUGCUCCAAAUCUGAAACGCAUUGAAUGCUACACUGCAAAUAAAUAUUGGAAAAUCAAAAUUGGUUGAUCAAUGCCAGCAGUACCUGCAGAAGUCCUUCUUCCCUCUUCUGGUUAGUUUGCCUUCUGCAGACACCUUGCUGGUCAUUGGGCUGCAACUUCUCUAUAAAGCUUCCAGAUUUCUCCUACCGCACCUCUUUUUUCUUAUAUCCAGGUAAUGUCCUAUGCGUGCCUUCUUGUGUCUCUUUCUAUGAUAGAGAUUUAUCAUACACACAAUUCAAGCAUCCUUGGACUGGCAAUAGGGAACCAUCUUCUAUGAGGUCAUGUACUGGAACUCGACACGCUGCCAUUUUCAUACAGAGGUGCACACAUAUCAAUUUCACAGUAAAAACAAAAUAGGUAUCUUGUGCCAGAAGAUGCUGCAUCACACAGCUAGUCUACCCUAGGAACUGUUCUGCCACGUGCAUUAGGCAUUAGAAGUGAAUGCCCACAAUUCAGGGGUCUACAUUUCUGUCAGAUUUCUGUAGGCAGCUCUCUAAUUCCUCUAUAUCGGGGAUCAGUAACCUUCGGCACUUCAGCUGUGGUUAAACUACAACUCCCAGCAUGCACACUUAGCUGUUUUCAGAACUCCCAUAGAAGUAAAUGGAGCAUGCUGGGAGUUGUAGUUUCACCACAUCUGGAGUACCGAAGGUUGCUGACCCCUGCCCUAUAGAGAUAAAGAAAAUAACAUGACAGGUAAUCACCACUAGGGGGAGCAUAGGAGUUUAUUGCAUAUCUUCAUUUUGCAGUUCGCAGUGAAUACUGAUAAUUAGGGAUGAGCGAAUCGACUUCGGAUGAAACACCCAAAGUCGAUUUCAAUACUGUACGGAGCGAUUAAAACGAAGAUUUAUGCGAAUCGACUUCGGAUGUUUCACCCGGAGUCGAUUUGCUCAUCCCUACUGAUAAUACAUUCAUAUGAACAUCUGAGCUUUAGUCAUAUAUCUCUUAUAAUCUUUGUAAUUCAUUAUGGGGUAAUUUAUGAACAGAUAUAAGGCACUUUGUGGCAUUUAUCUGGCACAGAUUCUAUGUUGUAGCAGAAUCUACAACUUCUUCCCCACUUAUGCCAAGUCUAAAAAAAAGGGGGGUGCGGUGGGGAAGGGGACGGGCCGGUAGGUCUUUCUCAUUCUUUAUUUUCUACAUUUGUUUUAGGCGUAGAAAAUAGUCUAAAUGUAAGACAGCUAGGAAGCUAUCUUACAUUGAGGAUCAGCGGUGGAUGCGCCAAAGUUAUGUAGAGGCCGGCACCAUUACAUAACAUCAGCGAUCCACCGCCAGCGCAGGGUCUUAAUAAAUGAGCCCCUAUGUCUUUACAACGUGGCCAUAAAAUUUGUUGUUUGUUAAUUUUUGGAUAAAAGGUCCAGGAUGGCAAACCUGAAAUACUACUAGGAGGAACAGAAAAUACAUGGACACUUAUAUAAAAGUAUUAAUUUACCAUAAAUUCUCCAUGAGCUAAAGUGGCGCAAAUUUUAU
Messenger RNA from Bufo gargarizans (Asiatic toad), 2729 nucleotides. RefSeq names its product ras-like protein family member 11A-like. Gene Ontology annotation, molecular function: GTP binding; GTPase activity. NCBI's taxonomy places the organism in Eukaryota, Metazoa, Chordata, Amphibia, Anura, Bufonidae. The coding region runs from base 179 to 907 and encodes 242 amino acids. The transcript has 4 exons. The record is from RefSeq and is a predicted model, not a curated record.